AUGGGUAUUAAUUGUUCAAAUUGUUAAAGUUGUUCAAAGAAGGAUGAAAUUUAAAUUUCUGAGUUUCAUUAAUAGACAAUAAGUGGAUAAUCAAACGGUGAAGAAGUGAAUUUUGAAGAAGAAAAGGAAAAAGUGUCUUUAGAAACAGAAAAUAAUUAAUUAAUACAAUUAGUUUACGAUAACUUAAAUCCAAAUCAAUCUGUUUUAUAACCUAAUGAAAAAUAAUAAUCAGAAAUCAUUUUAACUUCAUGUAUAUUUUAGAGUAAAUAUUAUGAGAAUCCAAUAGUGAUUUAUAGAGAAGAAAGAAUGAAAUGAUUGAAAGAAAUUAUGAAGAUAUGAUGGAGACAGGAGGAAAUAAAUGUAAUACAAAAAUUAGAGAAAAAAGAUAAAAACAUUAUUUUAAAAGUGGAGCAUAUUAUGAAGGAGAAUGGAUUGGAUAAUAAAGAGAUGGAUUUGGAAUUUAAAUUUGGCCAGAUGGAGCAGGAUAUGAAGGAGAAUGGAAAGAAAAUAGAGCAAAUGGAAAAGGUAAAUUUAGGCAUGUCAGUGGAGAUUUUUAUGAUGGAGAUUGGAAAGAAGAUAGAGUUAGUGGUUAAGGAAAAUAUAUUCAUGCAAAUGGAUCUAAAUAUGAGGGAAGUUGGUUAAAUGAUUUACCACAUGGAUAUGGUAUUGAAACAUAAAUAGAUCAUUCUAAAUAUGAAGGAAAUUAUAAAUUUGGUAAAAAGAAUGGUUUUGGUAAAUAUUACUGGAGUGAUGGAUCUUUUUAUAUUGGUUAUUGGAAAAAAAAUUAAUUAGAAGGAUAUGGAAUUUAUACUUGGUCUGAUGGUAGAGUAAAUUAUUAAUUCAAUUUAGAAAUAUGUGGGAAUGUGGAGUAAAAAUGAAAUGAAUGGUAGAGGAAUUUAUACUUGGCCAGAUGGACGUUCACAUGAAGGAUAUUAUGUAAAAGAUAAAAAAUAAGGAUAUGGUAUAUAUUUAUGGCCUGAUGGAAGAAGUAUUUAAUAAAGAUUUAUUCUAGAAUAUGACGGUUAUUGGAAUAAUGGAAAAUAAUCUGGAAAAGGUAGAUAUACAUUACCUACAGGUAAAAGUUAAUUAGGUUUAUGGGAAGAUGGUCGCAGAAUCUCAUGGAUAAAUGAUGAUGAAGAUAUAAAACCUGAUGGAUGGGAUUAAUAUAAAUAACCGACAUUCCAAUAAGACAAUUUCAAUUUAACAAAUUUAUGA
Molecule: messenger RNA, 1215 nt
Organism: Paramecium sonneborni
Lineage: Eukaryota; Ciliophora; Oligohymenophorea; Peniculida; Parameciidae
Source: the annotation of a GenBank genome assembly